Molecule: messenger RNA, 664 nt
Organism: Cladocopium goreaui
Lineage: Eukaryota; Dinophyceae; Suessiales; Symbiodiniaceae
Source: the annotation of a GenBank genome assembly
AUGUCCUUUGCGCCUGAGCCCGAGACGUCGCAGUCGCUGGCAUCGCCGGUCAUGGAUCUGGAGCGACGCUUGGAGCAGCUCCAGAAUUCCAUGGAGACCUUGCAAUCUUCCCAGUCUUGUCAAAGCAUCAUCCUGGAAGAGCUUCGUUCCCUGCUUUUGGAACUGAAGGCUUUGGGCUCCCCGCGAAAGAGAACGCCACCGUUUUUGAAGGAUCCUCUCGACGUGGCGCCGUCGGCACCUUCCGACGUGCCCAUUUUGAUGUCGAUCCCCGGGCAGAACGAGGAGGGCGCUGCGGCCUCGAACCCGGAGCCGCCGCGCAGCCCCUCAGUCCGGCCGGCCAAGAAACAUGCCGUGUCGACCUUGGCCAAGGUCUCCGAGGAGCUCUCAGAGAUUAUGCGCAACUCGCAGCGCUCGCAGCACUCACAACAUUCCAACCCAGUGCCUCGCAAGGAGGCGCAGCUCAACGAGGCACAGCUCAGCGUGCCGAGCCCCGAGCGCAACCUUGCGAGCAGCGAGGACACGGCGCGUGUGAGACUGAGAGCGCGGAAAGGCCAUGCUGCGUCCUUGUUGGAACUGGUGCUGCCAUCCGGGCCUAGCCUGGUGGACCCUGCCGCAGCAGCCUCCAUGGAAGACCUGGAAGGGUACACGGCGCGCGGAACCGGUG